Molecule: messenger RNA, 1367 nt
Organism: Helianthus annuus (common sunflower)
Lineage: Eukaryota; Viridiplantae; Streptophyta; Magnoliopsida; Asterales; Asteraceae
Exons: 5
Coding region: 178-1221 (347 amino acids)
Biological process (GO): protein peptidyl-prolyl isomerization
Molecular function (GO): peptidyl-prolyl cis-trans isomerase activity
Source: RefSeq, a predicted model, not a curated record
UAUCAUGAGGAACUUAUCACGCUUACAACCAGAAACUGCAAAAUGUGCAUCCAUUUCUUUUUCCUUUCUGAACACAUCAAUUAUUAUUCUUUCAUCAGACCCAUGCCCUGCAUAUGUUAUAUAAUGUAAAGCAGUUAAAUUUAUUUCUGGGUUUUGUUCAUAACUGGUCAAACUCUAAUGGGUCGGAGGCAGAUUGACUCUAAACCAAAGCGUUGGGUCACACUGAUCUAUUUGUUGAUGGGUCUGUUUUCUUGCUGGUUUGUGUACAUGUUGUUUUCUGUGAUGUUGAGACCCAAUGAAGGCAGCAAAUUGUCAUUGGGUCUGGAAGAAAGUGAUGGUGGGUGUUGUAGAGGGAUUGAAGGUUUUGAGUUGUGGGGUUCUGCUGUGAAAUGGGGUUCAGAUUUUAAGUUUAAUUUGUCUGUUGAGUGUUGUAAUGCUUGUAAGGAGAUGUGUAAUGGGAAAGAUGGGCCUUGUUUGUGUGAUUCUUGGGUGUUUUGUGGUAAUGUUGAGCGUUGUGGGUCGAAAUUCGGUGAGUGUUGGCUGAAGAAACAAAAGGAUCCUUUGGCUCCUGAUUGGCAAGAAGCCGGAGACAACACGAUUUGGACUUCUGGUCUUGUUUUUGGAAAAAGCGAGGCCAUCGUGAAGAUGGAAACGAAAUAUGGCACCCUUCACAUAAAAGUAAGCGGAACCUUAAAACCUAUGCAAAUUCUGCAUAUCAUGUGCAUGACUUUGACUUUGACUUUUGAGCUUCUCCCUGAAUGUGCCCCACGUUCAGUCAUGUACAUUCUUGAGUUGUUGGCCGUUCGUCAUUGUGUCGGUUGCCAGUUCUAUCGGGCAGAAGGCCGUGGUCAAUCGUGGGAUACAAAAGGAAAUCACUUGAACUUGGCUUCUUUUGGACCUCCAUUUGCUUUGAUUCAAGGAACACUCGAAGCUGAAGGCGUUGCAUUUAAGAAAAUACCAUUGGAAAAAUGUCCAAUCAUCCAAAGGGGCUCGGUUGCAUGGAUUGGUUCGGGCCCUGAGUUCUUUAUCAGCCUUGCGAAUCACGAAGAGUGGAAAAAAACAUACACGGUUUUUGGAUAUGUUCUUCCUGAAGACAUGGAAAUUGCAGAGAAAAUUGCUACUCUUCCCACAGUACCAGAUGUUUGGAACAACAUUAAUGUGUCGGUUCUGGAAAAACGAGUGUCGUUUCUGUUUCGAAGGAUUAACAAAGUAACGAAGUAGAUCGACAUAGGUUCGUUCCAGUCUAUAAACGAGCCUUGUUUGAAAGGAAAUAGCGUAAUUAUAAGAAAAUGAGUUAUAUCACUAGUACUAUACACUUGCAAAUUUACAAACCAACUAAACUAAAUGUUGACUGAGACUUUGACUUU